Molecule: messenger RNA, 150 nt
Organism: Aspergillus campestris IBT 28561
Lineage: Eukaryota; Fungi; Ascomycota; Eurotiomycetes; Eurotiales; Aspergillaceae
Exons: 4
Coding region: 1-150 (49 amino acids)
Source: RefSeq, a predicted model, not a curated record
AUGUUCGCUCCUGGCCAAGAACAGAUCUCCAAGGAGGAUAUCCGCGCGGGUGAACUGCUGGCCAACCAGACCGUCCGCAUGGCCGUCACCGGCAGCGUCCUCCUCUACCUGUCUCCCUUCGCCAUCGAUUUCGUCCGCAAAUUCCUUUAA